This is a messenger RNA of Aspergillus ibericus CBS 121593, 1239 nucleotides long. It is a transcript of the gene pex13, whose product is annotated as peroxin PEX13. NCBI's taxonomy places the organism in Eukaryota, Fungi, Ascomycota, Eurotiomycetes, Eurotiales, Aspergillaceae. Gene Ontology annotation, cellular component: peroxisome; peroxisomal membrane; peroxisomal importomer complex. The transcript is spliced from 2 exons. The coding region runs from base 1 to 1239 and encodes 412 amino acids. Gene Ontology annotation, biological process: protein import into peroxisome matrix, docking. Gene Ontology annotation, molecular function: protein binding. The record is from RefSeq and is a predicted model, not a curated record.
AUGACGGCUACUUCGACCGCUCCGACCGCGGCCAGCACCUCGGCUCCCGGAGCCACCGCCUCUACAUCCGCUGCCCCCGGUCUCCCUUCUCGCCCUGACUCCCUAAACACCGUUGUGAAUCGCACCGCUUCGAAUUACUCUCCGUACACAGCUUCGCGGUUUGGAGCCAAUCCCUACGGCGGCUACGGGGCAUACUCCUCCCCGUACUCUCGCUUCGGUACAAUGGGUUCCAUGUAUGGGGGCUACGGAGGGUACGGAGGAUAUGGCGGCAUGUAUGGUGGCAUGGGAGGAGGGAUGUACGGUGGCGGGAUGCCCGGUGAUCCCAAUGAUCCCAACAGCUUGACGAACUCCUUCAGCCAAAGCACACAAGCUACCUUUCAAAUGAUCGAGAGUAUUGUGGGUGCGUUUGGAGGAUUCGCUCAGAUGCUGGAGAGUACAUACAUGGCGACUCACAGCUCUUUCUUUGCCAUGGUCUCGGUGGCAGAACAAUUCGGCAACCUCCGCAACACCCUCGGCUCUGCCUUGGGCAUCUUCACCCUGAUCCGCUGGUUCAAGACCCUGAUCGCGAAGAUCACCGGUCGUCCCCCACCGGCUGAUGCCACCGCUCUCACUCCGUCUGCCUUUGCAGCAUUCCUGAGCGGUCGCUCCUCCCCCGCCACCCUGCCCGACGGCUCCCCCGCGCCUGCGAAGCCCUCCAAGAAGCCGUUCUUCAUGUUCCUUAUCGCCGUCUUCGGUCUUCCCUAUUUGAUGGGCAAGCUCAUCAAGGCUCUUGCGCGGUCGCAAGAGGAACGCCGUCAGCUGAUGAUGGGUCCUAACGGCGAACCCUUGCAGCAGGGUCAGAGUGCACCGCUGGACCCCUCCAAGCUCGACUUCUGCCGCGUGAUGUACGACUACACCCCGGAAGCCCAGGAGAGCUCCGGAAUCGACCUCGCUGUGAAGAAGGGUGACAUUGUCGCCGUCCUCAGCAAAUCCGACCCGAUGGGUAAUGCCUCGGAGUGGUGGCGUUGCCGUGCUCGUGACGGCCGCGUCGGAUACCUCCCAGGCCCGUAUCUGGAGACCAUCCAGCGCCGACCGCAGCAGCAGGCGAUCACCUCCGGCAGCGAAGCUGGCAGUCGCAGCAACUCGAUGCAGGCACGCGCAUCCGAGGAAAUCGCCACAGAGACCAAGAAGCCCGAGCUGAAGGGCAAGCUGGGCGAUAUCUCACCCGAGAGCUUCCAGAAGAGCGCCUUCUACUCAUGA